Molecule: messenger RNA, 4836 nt
Organism: Zophobas morio
Lineage: Eukaryota; Metazoa; Arthropoda; Insecta; Coleoptera; Tenebrionidae
Gene: Nmdar2
Product: NMDA receptor 2
Exons: 12
Coding region: 182-3424 (1080 amino acids)
Biological process (GO): monoatomic ion transport
Cellular component (GO): plasma membrane
Molecular function (GO): NMDA glutamate receptor activity
Source: RefSeq, a predicted model, not a curated record
UUUUCCAGCCGAAAGCCGUCACUCCCUUUUUGUUUCGUAAAAUGUACUCAAAACAAUAUAUCAGAAAAUCGCAAAAUUCGGGAUAUUAUUUAUUUAAUAAUACAAAUAUAAAAAAAUAAAUGUGUUACACAUGUUAAUUUUACACUAAUAAUAACAAAACCAAAAAAAAAAAACUAAAUUGAUGUAUAACAAAAUACUCAAUAUGAAUGUCGUGGUAUUUUUGCUUAACGUGUUGAUUGUGGUCGUGGUCAGUGGAGGACCAGCAUGGAGAGAAGUUCACAGAGGCGGUGGUUUAAGAGUUGGAACUGGUGGUGGUAAAAACACCACUUCUUCUAGAGGAAAUGGGAUUCGUAUUGGCGGAAGCACCAGAGGUGGAAGAAUUUCCACCACUGUUAUGCCAGAAGAAGAUCAUAUUAGUCAACCAACAGCAACCGCUACUUCUAAUCACGAACAUACCCUUCUUCAUGUUGGAAUGGUUCUGCCGUCCAAGUUAUUUGGUGUUAGAGAAUAUACCAAAGCUAUUACUUCGGCUAAAUACAACUUACAAAGAAAACUGCGAUUGUUUAAACAUCAUGACUUUAAAGUUCACAUUGUGUUGAAAGAAAUGACUCCUAGUCCAACAGCUAUAUUAAAAUCCCUUUGUAAAGAAUUCCUUUCGGUUAACGUGUCGGCCAUUUUAUAUCUAAUGAAUUACGAGAAAUACGGACGAAGCACGGCAUCCGCGCAAUAUUUCCUUCAAUUGGCUGGCUAUCUUGGAAUACCCGUCAUCGCCUGGAAUGCAGAUAAUUCAGGAUUGGAAAGAAGGGCUUCACAAUCGUCUCUGCAACUUCAAUUGGCUCCAUCAUUAGAACAUCAAACUGCCGCUAUGUUGAGCAUUUUAGAAAGAUACAAAUGGCACCAGUUUUCUGUUGUUACGAGCCCAAUUGCUGGUCACGAUGAUUUCAUUCAAGCUGUUCGUGAAAGAGUGUCAGCCAUGCAGGACCGCUUUAAGUUUACCAUUCUUAACGCCGUUCUUGUAUCACAUCACCGAGAUCUGGCUGCACUGGUAGAUUCUGAAGCUCGCGUAAUGUUACUAUAUUGUACAAGUCAAGAGGCGAUAGACAUACUCAGUGCCGCUAAGGAUUUUCAUCUUACUGGAGAGAAUUAUGUUUGGGUAGUAACACAAAGUGUUAUUGCCAACCCUCUUGAAGCGCCAGGGCAGUUUCCAGUUGGCAUGUUGGGAGUGCACUUCGAUACAUCAAGUUCCAGUCUGGUAAACGAGAUAACAACCGCAAUCAAAGUGUAUGCUUAUGGUGUAGAAGAUUUUACGAAUGAUCCUGCGAAUGCGGGACGUUCCCUAAAUACACAACUCUCCUGCGAAGGUGUCGGUGCUGCUCGAUGGAACACUGGAGAUCGGUUUUUUCGAGUGUUGCGUAAUGUUAGUGUUGAAGGUGAUGCGGGUAAACCUAAUUUGGAGUUUACACAGGACGGAGUUCUUCGUGCCGCUGAACUGAAAAUAAUGAAUCUGAGACCAGGAGUUAGUAAGCAACUGGUGUGGGAGGAGAUUGGAGUAUGGAAGUCUUGGCAGAAAGAAGGCUUGGAUAUUAAAGAUAUCGUAUGGCCAGGAAACAGUCACACCCCACCACAAGGAGUACCGGAAAAGUUUCAUUUAAAGAUAACUUUUUUAGAAGAACCACCAUAUAUUAGUCUAGCUCCUCCUGAUCCCGUGACCGGAAAAUGUACAAUGGAGAGGGGAGUUUUAUGUAGAAUUGCUAGUGAUGCCGAUAUCACCGAAGUCGACACGACUUUAGCACAUCGAAAUGGCAGUUUCUAUCAAUGUUGUUCGGGCUUUUGCAUCGACCUUUUGCAAAAAUUUUCCGAAGAACUGGGUUUUACGUAUGAACUUGUUCGUGUUGAAGAUGGAAGGUGGGGGACCAAUGAUACCGGAAAAUGGAAUGGGCUAAUAGCGGAGCUCGUUAACCGAAAAACAGAUAUGGUUUUGACAUCACUUAUGAUCAACGCUGAAAGAGAAGCAGUGGUCGACUUUAGCGUUCCGUUUAUGGAAACGGGAAUCGCAAUAGUUGUCGCCAAACGUACAGGAAUAAUUUCACCAACAGCAUUUUUAGAACCUUUUGAUACGGCCUCCUGGAUGCUCGUCGGUGUUGUUGCUAUUCAAGCGGCAACUUUUACGAUCUUUUUGUUUGAAUGGUUAUCACCUAGUGGAUUUAAUAUGAAACUGGCUUUAAAUCAGUCAACGCCAUCGGCAUCACAUCGUUUUUCGUUGUUCCGCACAUACUGGUUGGUUUGGGCUGUCCUUUUCCAAGCAGCUGUCCAUGUUGAUUCUCCAAGAGGAUUCACAGCUCGUUUUAUGACCAACGUUUGGGCCAUGUUUGCCGUAGUCUUCCUAGCCAUAUACACUGCCAAUUUAGCAGCCUUCAUGAUCACCAGGGAGGAAUUUUUUGAAUUUUCAGGUCUUGAUGAUCAACGCCUAUCACGACCAUUGUCGCAGAAACCAAAUAUCAAAUUUGGGACAAUACCUUGGUCGCACACAGACUCAACAAUAGCAAAAUAUUUUACAGAGAUGCAUGCAUAUAUGAAACAGUUUAAUAAAACAACAGUUCUUGAAGGAGUUGAUGCAGUCUUAAGUGCUGAAAUGGAUGCUUUUAUUUAUGAUGGAACCGUACUCGACUAUCUUACUUCUCAAGAUGAAGACUGUAGACUACUUACUGUGGGAUCAUGGUAUGCAAUGACUGGUUAUGGAUUAGCUUUUCCAAGAAAUUCUAAAUAUUUAAAAAUGUUCAACAAAAGACUUCUGGAUUUUCGAGAAAACGGUGAUUUAGAACGUCUGCGCCGCUACUGGAUGACCGGAGUGUGUAAACCCGGUAAACAGGAGCAUAAAAGCUCAGAUCCUUUAGCUUUAGAACAGUUUUUAUCAGCGUUCCUAUUGUUAAUGGCGGGUAUAUUACUCGCUGCUCUUUUAUUGUUUCUCGAACAUUUAUAUUUUAAAUAUGUUCGAAAACAUUUAGCCAAAACUGAUAGAGGAGGCUGUUGCGCACUCAUCAGUUUAUCAAUGGGUAAAAGUCUGACUUUUCGAGGUGCUGUGUAUGAAGCUCAAGAUAUAUUAAAAAAUCAUCGCUGUAGGGAUCCUAUUUGUGACACACAUCUUUGGAAAGUGAAAAGAGAACUGGAUAUAUCCCAGAUGAGAUGUAAACAGUUGGAAAAAGAAUUAGAAGCACAUGGAAUUAAACCUCCACCUCCUUGCAAGCGGCGUCAGCGUAACAUCACCUGUCUUUCGUCCUGCCUGGAUUCUUCUGAAUCACCUGAUGUUAUCGUUUCCGGAGAACAAGCAAGGUCUAGGUUAAGAAGUUUGAAUCCAGAUAAAGGCAGCAACUCUGAUUUAUUUGGUCAGAAAACAGAAAUAGCGGAAAUGGAAACUGUACUGUGAUCUAAGAAGAAAAUCGAGAUGAACAACACCAAAUAAUUUCUGAGUACGUUGGUACUGUCAUCAUUGCCUGAAAAAAUAAACUCUUAUGAAUUUGGUGCAUUGUUAAAUAGUAUCAGUGACCUACAUAAGUAACAUGAUUAUAAAUAAAUACAUACUUUGUGCCGGAUAAAUUCAUCACUCGUCAGAAAUAGUAUAGAUCGAAAUAUUUAUUCAUACUGUAGAUAGUCAGUCGCAAAACUCGACCGUUAUAAAGUUAAACUGACUGAAUGUUGUAUAGGUUACAAUUUUUAUAUGUAUAUCUUAUGGACUGGAUACUGUAGUAAAAAUAUUUUAUCAAAUCAAAUGUAAACUAUAUGACUUUCUGUUAGUUUACAUUGUUGUUGCUAUAAUGUUGUUGCUGUUAUUGUUGAUGUUUUCACGCUAUAAAUUAUGUCAAUAUGUAAAAAGGUCAUAAGAAAUUUGAAAUGUAUAUUUUUGUUACUCGAAAGAGAUUUUUCUCAAGCAGAGGUAAUUGAGUAUCCGCCAAUAAACCCCAACUAUUUCACUUGUAACAAGGAGAAAUGAAAGUAGAAUUAAAUUUUUAUCUGCAUAGUUAUGCUCACAAGACUGCAUUUUUCAAAUAAAUUUAAAUAUUUACGAAUGUAAAUCGAAGUUAAUCGUCAUAAAUAAAAUUCCAUAGCUGAAAUAAAUAUUACUAACAUACGUAAUAGCUAUUUAAGUACAUAAUACAUUGAAAAUUUCUAAUGACCACUGAAUUCAACUUAAUAAAGGAGUUUGUUUCAGACAUCUUAAUCUAAAUACUUUAUGUUGUUAACAGACUUUGAAAAGUGCAAUAAUAUGCAAAAAUUUUGAAAUAACCGUUCAUUUUAUUUUAAAAAAUACUUUCUACUUUAAGAACAGACUCCUUAACUAAAGUUCUUGACAGUUCAAAACUCAUUUGUGUAGGAAGUUUUGAAGACGAUGUUAUGGCCAUAUCAAAGAAUCCACUUUUAGAAAUUACAACUGUAAAGUCACGAUGAAAAGUGGACGUACCUACCUAAUUUAACAAAAAUAUUACUAUAUCUAUCACUUUAUGAGAAGACCACUAAUUUAAUUCAAUUUUAGCAAACGAAAUAACACAAAUUUUUAGAAACUGAUCAGAUAUAUUAAUGAAAAUGAAAUAUACGGUAGGUAAAUAUAUAGUUUGAUAAAACUGAACUUUACACAUUUUAUCACUUUUUCAUGUGUCAUACCUUGGUUACACAAAUGGGUUUUUUUACUUUCAAGAAUUAAUUGAUGACGUGGAACACUUUUCAGAAAUUAUUCGAAUGAAUUCAGUGUAUCUAAUAAUUCAAUACUAAUUUGACAUAUUGAAUUUAUUCGUGUUUUAAAAAAUGUUCCAUAUUCGUAUAUUAAUACUCUAAUUUUGUUAU